Molecule: messenger RNA, 880 nt
Organism: Coregonus clupeaformis (lake whitefish)
Lineage: Eukaryota; Metazoa; Chordata; Actinopteri; Salmoniformes; Salmonidae
Product: cilia- and flagella-associated protein 221
Exons: 8
Coding region: 1-852 (283 amino acids)
Biological process (GO): cilium movement; cilium assembly
Cellular component (GO): cilium
Source: RefSeq, a predicted model, not a curated record
AUGGAAGUGGCACACUCUGCAUCAGAGACAUUCACAGACAGUCAAAGGAAGAAGACCCCUCUUCCCCUGUGCCAACUGGUGGAGGACACAAAAAUAAGUCCCUCUAAUGUCCCUCAUCACCUACUAGAGACCCAAACCUAUACCAAACUCAAGAGCAACAGUGCAAUCCAUGCAGAACCCUCAGCACUUCACUUCAGUGGGUUUAAACUGGGGAAGGAUUAUCAGAGGACCUUGAAACUUAUCAACAUAUCAUCUGAAGUGAUCAACAUUCACAUUAUCCCCACCCAAACAAAGCACUUCCAAACGAAAUAUUUAAAAAAGCAUCGUCUUGUCCCCGGACUGUCCUACACGGUGAAAGUACACUUCUGUCCUAAAGAAUGGCGCUACUUCUACGACUGUAUUCGGGUUCAUUGCAAGCGGGAAGAGAAUUUACAGGUUCCAGUCCAUGCCUACCCCAUCAUCGAUGACUUGCACAUCCCAACACACAUCACCAUACCAGCUGUCCCACUGGGCCAAAGUGUCAGCCAUGUGAUCCCUCUGAGCUGCAGCUGUCCCAUUGACUUUGAGUUCCAGGUGUACAUCAUCCAGCCACACAAGGCCUUCUCGGUCCAGCCCCUGUCAGGAGUGAUUCCAGCCAAUGGGAAGGUGGAGGUGACCGUCACUUUCAGGCCGUUCCAGUAUGACACGUCCCAGGUCACUCUACAAGUGGUCAUCUCCCAGUUCAAUUCCAAACCCUACGUCUGCACCCUCAGCGGGUCCUCCAUGCCCCACCUGGCUCUCUGGAGAAAGACAUGGGACAUGCAAGAGAAGUUCUGUUUGUUGACAGUCGAGGGCCUCCACCUGUCUCCUUGAUACAGCCUCUGACCAAAACCAAGCAGAG